This is a messenger RNA of Aspergillus tanneri, 1470 nucleotides long. RefSeq lists its product as uncharacterized. The record is from RefSeq and is a predicted model, not a curated record. Gene Ontology annotation, cellular component: membrane. The transcript is spliced from 10 exons. Gene Ontology annotation, molecular function: carbohydrate:proton symporter activity. Gene Ontology annotation, biological process: carbohydrate transport; transmembrane transport. The coding region runs from base 1 to 1470 and encodes 489 amino acids. NCBI's taxonomy places the organism in Eukaryota, Fungi, Ascomycota, Eurotiomycetes, Eurotiales, Aspergillaceae.
AUGGCUGGACUCAAUCUCUAUGGUAGAGGGCUGGGUCUUCGUGUUGCUAUUCUCCUCACAUGUCAAAUUGCAUUUACCCUGUUUGGAUACAACCAGGGCAUUUUCUCCGGGAUUGUGGGUAACGAAAAUUUCCUCAACACUGUGCGUCACCCUAGUGUGGUUGUCGUUGGCUUCAUUGUGUCAAUCUACAAUCUGGGCUGUUUGUCCGGUACUCUUAUGGCUUUCUUGACGGGCGAUCGCGUUGGUUUUCGCAAGGCAAUGUGGCUUGCGAUGGCGUUGAUCUUGGUUGGUGCAGCCUUGCAGACGAGUUCUUUUUCACGGAAACAAUUACUUGUCGCUCGAUUUGUUGGGGGAAUCGGCACCGGAAUUAUGACUUCGGUUGUCCCUGUGUACCAGUCAGAAUUGUGCGAGGCCCAGAAACGAGGAAUGUAUGUGUGUUGCCAACCCCUCUCUGUCGGCGUAGGCAUCGUUAUUGCCUAUUGGUUUGUCUACGGAAUGAGCUAUGUCGAGGGACCCAUCAGCUGGCGUCUUCCAAUUGCUUGCCAAGCGAUCUUCGCACUGGUUGUGAGCUUCAUGCUUCUGGGGCUUCCUGAAAGCCCGCGGUGGCUUUACCGUAAGGGCAGAGCGAACGAGGGAUUCCAAGUCCUGUGUGAUUUUUAUGAUCGCAAUGCGGAUGACCGAAGGGUGAUCGAAGAGUCGCUGGGCAUUCAGCGCGCCAUGGAAAUCGACACACAGCGGGGUGAAUACAAAUGGCGCCAAAUUUUCAAGAAGGACGAGCUGCAGACUGGUCGACGCAUUCUACUGGCCUAUGGCCUGCAGUUCAUGAACCAGAUGGGCGGUAUCAGCCUGAUCGUUUCCUACGUCACUACAGUGCUUGAGGUCAACGUUGGGCAAAGCAAGAGGCUGAGUUUACUCCUUGGAGGUGCCAUCCAAGUCAUGUUUGUCAUCGGCUCUGUCUAUCCCACUCUUUUUGCCGAUCGAAUUGGCCGUCGCAAGCCCAUGAUGUGGGGAUCAUUCGGCCUUUUCUCCUGCAUGAUGAUGAUCUCCAUUCUUCUUGCCUUCAAGGGGACCACCUAUGAGAAGCAGACGGCAUCGGCCUCUGUUGCAUUCUUCUUCCUUUUCAUGCUCAUUUUCGGAGCCUCGAUUAACUGCAUACCAUGGGUGUAUGGACCUGAACUGCUACCCCUUUCUGUCCGAGCCAAAGGGGCUGCUGUUGGAACUUCGGCCAACUGGGUGUGGAAUUUCUUCGUGGUUAUGAUCUCCCCGACCUUGAUUCAGGAUCUGGCCUGGAAGGGAUACCUCUUAUUCAUGUGUUUCAAUCUGCUCUUCGUGCCGACCAUCUACUUCUUCUACCCUGAAACGGUUGGCCUGACCCUUGAGGAGAUCGAUACCCUGUUCACCAUCAAGCUGCGCAGUCUGCCGAAAGACGAGGAAUCUCAGUGGACUAACAAAAAAAGAGAGCUUAAAUAA